Molecule: messenger RNA, 2980 nt
Organism: Salvia hispanica
Lineage: Eukaryota; Viridiplantae; Streptophyta; Magnoliopsida; Lamiales; Lamiaceae
Product: transcription factor EMB1444-like
Biological process (GO): regulation of DNA-templated transcription
Molecular function (GO): DNA-binding transcription factor activity; protein dimerization activity
Source: RefSeq, a predicted model, not a curated record
UCUUCCCACCAAAAAAGCAAAAGCUAUCGCCUUGUUCUUCAAUUAGAUUCUCAUUCCACUGUAUCAUCGUCCCAAUACCCACGCCCAAAUUCCACUUCCAUACACCUUAAAUUUCUGUUUGAUAAUCGGAAAUGGAGGUUAACGAGUUUGAACUCUAUCACGAUUCUAUCAAUUGAACUGCUGUUUCAGUGCUCUCAGAUAGUUCCACCUGUAAUUGCAGUUCCUGAGUUUUGUGCCAGUUUAUAUCUCCCAAGAAAACAGCUUUUGGUUUUGUUUUGGUUGCACACUAGCAACCUUUUCGCUACAGCAAUUCUUGGUGUUUCACUUGAGUGGUUUGAAGGCUUUUUCCAGCCUUUUAUUCUCGAUUGGUAGCUGUCUCGCAAAUAAACCGGUUACAAGAUCAUGGAAUUUUCUUGCGGAGAAUUCUGUAUUCUUUCUUCCCAUUGAUUUUCUCCUUCUGUAAUCCUUGUCCCAACCCAUAGAAGUUGAAGAAAUGUUGGAUUUAGACAAACCGGUGGAGCCACCAAUGAAACGAAGAGCCGGUCUAUGGAUUGUACAAGCAGGACGAGGGUCAUAUCGUGGAAGUUAGUGAUUGAUCUGUUCUAACUGCUUGGCUGAUUUUUGUUGCAACGUAUUUUAAUUUUUUCGGUAACAUAAUAAUCAAUGGGGAGUAGAUUUUUGCGGCCAUUCCUCCAAUCUCUUUGCUGCAAUUCUCCUUGGAAUUAUGCAGUGUUCUGGAAGCUUAAUCAUCAUGAUGAAAUGACUUUGUCAUGGGAAGAUGGCUUUUGUGACAUGUUAAAGCAAAGUGAUGCCAUGGCAAGCCCGGUAGAAGAUUUGUACUUCAAAAACUCAAAUAUGAUUUUAUCACCGGCUUUAACGCCAAGUCUGCUUGAUGGAACUCCUGGCGACUAUCUAGUUGGAUAUGCAAUAGCUGAAAUGUCGCAUUCUUCUCAUGUCGUGGGGAGCGGGGUUGUUGGCGAAGCAGCUGUAAAGGGAAAUGCUAGCUGGAUAUAUGCAGACAGCAUACAAGCUGAUGUUUUGAAUUCCAUCUUAGUUUCUAAGUAUCCAGAUGAAUGGCUGCUUCAAUUUGCGGCCGGCAUAAAGACAAUAUUACUUCUGCCUGUAAUUCCUGAUGGAGUUCUACAGCUUGGAUCAACUGAAAUGGUGUCUGAAGAUGCAGUGCUAGUUGCGUAUCUCAAAAAUAAGUUUGAGCUGCAUAAACAAAGCAAUGGAUAUAUUCAACAGAUCUCCUCGAUGUCUACUUUCAUGGAUUAUUUAGAGGAGCCAUCAACCAUUACCACAGAAACAGUAACUGUGGAUCAAAAUUCUAUUCAUGCUGUAGAAGAUUUAUACCCAAUUGAAAAUCAGACUGUGCCGGUGUUCAUGUUCCAUGAUUUAUACAACUCAUCUGAGAGGCAUGUAGAAGAUAACCAUGAGAAUGCGGCUGAAGGAGAAAUGAAUCCGCAACCAAUGGGUAUAAUUCAUGUACCUGAGCCAUUUCAAUUGUCACAUGCAGAUUAUAUAGACGGAAUCUCAAAAUAUAUUCAUGAAGAAAGACUUUGGGUAUCUCCUUAUUCCUAUGAGUUGAAUAGGAGGACGUGUGGGGAUCUUGUGAAUGAAUUAAUGGAUUACAAAUUUGAGGAAGGUGGAACUGAACUAACAUGCAUAGGCAAUGACUUUGAUAAUGGCAUUUCUGAGAGUGGAAGCAACCUUUUCAACUUCCAUGAGGCCUCCGGACUGGGCAAAGCUCUUGGGGGAGUUAUACAGAAUAAAACUCAUGAACAUAUUUAUGGCGAGUCUAUCUUGAGUCAAGAUGUUGCUUUCCACUCCUUUGGUGAAAGAGUGCCCUCUGGCACUGUGGAUGUGUCAGGUGUAGAGUCUGUUGGAUUUCUUGUGAAACACAUGGAAGUGGAGCACCUCUCCGAAACUGUUGUUGCUAAUUUAAGCAAUGGUUUUGAUGAUAAUUCAUCUGACAAGUCCAUCAUUACCACAGUAAAUAUGCCAUCUCAUGGUUUAUACAAAGCUCGUGCUCAUUCCAAACACAGUGCUUCUUCAGUAGAAAGCAAGAUUAGUUCACUCUCUGAUAAGCAGCAACCCAGAAAGGGACAUGAUCCUGUGAACAAAAGAAAAUUAUCAAGAUUAUCAACUACCUGCAAGAAAAGGACACAUAGUGGUGAUAAUCAAAGGCCUCGACCACGUGAUAGGCAGUUGAUUCAAGACAGGAUCAAGGAGCUAAGGGAGCUCGUACCAAAUGGUGAAAAGGGUAGCAUCGAUGGACUCCUGGACAAGACCAUAAAGCACAUGCUAUUUUUAAGAAAUGUGACCAAUCAGGCAGAUAAGUUGAGGCACCCAAUUCUGGAAGAGGAAGUUGGUGACAAUACAACAAAACCAGCUGAAGUCAAGUGUAGCCAUCGAGAUGGGGCAAGCUGGGCUGUGGAACUAGGAAACGAGCAACAUUUUUGCCCCAUAAUUGUGAAAGAUCUAGACCAUCCUAGACACAUGCUUAUAGAGAUGGUCUGCACUGAUCAUGAUCGCUUUCUAGAGAUUGCUGAUGUUAUUCAUCGUCUAAAACUAACCAUCCUCAAAGGUGUGAUGGAGAAAACUGCUGAUAAUUCAUCAUGGGCUCGCUUCAUUGUUGAGACCUCAGGAAGCUUCCAUCGGCUAGAUAUAUUUUGGCCAUUGAUGCAACUCCAAAAAGAUCCCGCGCCUAUCUCAACUAGCACCUAAGCUUGUCUGCCCAGAUCGUUGGACUGUCUUGUACGUAAUGGGAGGUGCACGGAAUCAUUGCAGUUUGGUUUGAUCUAUAACAUAACUGCUUGGAAGAUGUUGGGAGAAAGUAGCUGCAUAUGUAUAUUAGGUAAUUAGAAAUCUGCAGAAUUGAUUGCUAUCUUUUAACACUUAUGUUAAUUGAUUAUCAGACUGUCUGUUUAAAUUUAGAAAAUGAAAACUUGCAUAAAUCUUGAGCUGGUUGAAAGUGAAA